Messenger RNA from Caenorhabditis angaria, 8785 nucleotides. Lineage: Eukaryota; Metazoa; Nematoda; Chromadorea; Rhabditida; Rhabditidae. The record is from the annotation of a GenBank genome assembly.
AUGGUGGAAGAAAAUGCGCCGCCAAAACCCGUUUUUGGCGUGUCGAAACCGAUUUCUGAUGCAAUGCCUGAGGAGAAAGAUGUGGCUAUGACGGAAAUUGUGAGUUUUUUUGGGAGUUUUGAGUGGAUUCUGAUGAAAAUGAUGCAAUUUUUGAUGAAAAUGAUGAUUUCUUGGCUUCUGGAGCGAAAUUUGAUGAUUUUUGAAGUCCUGAAGCGAAAUUUGACGAUUUUUCCGCUUCAGAAGCUUGAAAAUCAUGAAAAUGAUGAUUUUUGAGGUCCUGAAGCGAAAUUUGAUGAUUUUUUCGCUCCAAGACCUGGAAAAUCCCUAAUUUUCGCUCCAAGACCCGGAAAUUCAUGAAAAUGAUUAUUUUUUGGGUCCUGAAGCUAAAUUUUAUGCUUUUUUCGCUCCAAGACCUUGGAAAUUAUGAAAUUUUGCUCCAGGACCUUGAAAAACAUGGAAAUGAUGAUUUUCUGGCUCCUGGAGCGAAAUUGCAUGCAUUUUUCGUUUCAGGACCUUGAAAAUCACCAAAACAUCCUUUGAGAGCUCAAAAAUCAUGAAAAUUUACCUCGGGACCUCAAAAAUCAGAGAAAUGGUGAUUUCUUGGCUUCUAGAGCGAAAGUUGGUGCAAUUUUGGGUCUUGGAGCGAAAAAUCACCAUUUUUCGCUUCAGGACCCGAAAAAGCAUGAAAAUUAUGAUUUUUCAGGUCCUGAAGCGAAAAUUUGAUUUUUCUGCUUCAGGGCCUGAAAAAUCAUGAAAAUAUCCCUUGAGAGCUUAAAAAUCAUCAUUUUUUGCUUCCAGACCCGGAAAUUCAUGAAAAUUAUGAUUUUCUGAGUCUUGAAGCGAAAAAUGAUGCAAUUUUGGGUCUUGGAGCGAUUUUUCGAUGAAAUUUUGCUUGAGAACGUAUUGUCGUUCCGAAAAUAAAAGAACUCCCGUUUGAAUUGGCGCUCACGUACAGUAGACUAAAAAUGACGUGACACAUGCACAUCAAACUGGUUGGCAAAUAGCCAACGUGUAAAUUUCGCAUUUUAUUUUUCAAAUAGACUCCAAAAUUUUGCGAAGUCUACUGUGGUCUUGGUUUCCUAGGCCAUUUCGGUUCUCUUCCAAGGUUCUUAUUUUUUCGGAAUGACAAUAGAAAAUCAUGAAAUUUCGUUCCAGAACACCAAAAAUCCUAAAUUUUCAUUUUCAGACCUUGAAAAACACGAAAAUCAUGAUUUUUUGGGUCCUGAAGCAAAGUUUGAUGAAUUUUUCGCUUCAGAACCCGAAAAUUCACGAAAAUGCUCAUUUUUCCCCUCAAAAUGCUCCAAAUCUUUCCAGCUCAUUCAAUCUUUGCAAAAAAACAACGCAUACGAGUCGCGCAAAGAAACAGAUUUGCGUUUCGAAGUUUUGCGCAACGUGAAUCGUCUGGUAAAAGAAUGGGUUCGACGUGUAACAUCGGCCAAGUUUCCGCACGAGGAUUUGUUGACGCCCGGCGGAAAAUUGUUCACAUUUGGCUCAUAUCGAUUGGGUGUGCAUACGAGUGGAGCGGAUAUUGAUACGUUGGCUGUGGCGCCACGACAUGUUGAGAGGAGCGAUUUUUUUGGCAGUUUUUAUGAGAUGUUAAAAGAGGUAGGGGUUUUGGGGGUGAAAUUGGGGGAAAAUUUUGAUUCUGUAGCUGAAAAACCUGAUUUUCUGGCUCCUGACACAAAUUUGGACGAUUUUCUGGCUCCUGGAGCAAAAUUGGACAAAUUUCUGGCUCCUGGAGCAAAAUCUAGUGGUUUUUGAGCUCCUGGAGCAAAAUAUAGUGGUUUUUGAGCUUCUGGAGCAAAAUUGGACGAUUUUCUUGCUCCUGGAGCUGAAAACCCUGAUUUUUGAGCUCCUGGAGCAAAUUUGGACGAUUUUCUGACUCCUGGAGCAAGAUCUAGUGGUUUUUGAGCUCCAGGAGCAAAGUUGGACGAUUUUCUGGCUUCUGGAGCAAAUUUGGACGAUUUUCUGGCUCCUGGAGCAAAAUCUAGUGGUUUUUGAGCUCCAGGAUCAAAUUUUGACGCUUUUCUGGCUCCUGGUGCAAAAUCUAGUGGUUUUUGAGCUCCUGGGGCAAAAUUGGACGAUUUUCUGGAACCUGGAGCAAAUUUAGACGAUUUUCUGGCUCCUGGAGCAAAAUCUAGUGGUUUUUGAGCUUCUGGAGCAAAUUUUAACGAUUUUCUGGCUCCUGGAGCAAAAUUGGACGAUUUUCUGGCUCCAGGAGCAAAAUCUAGUGGUUUUUGAGCCCAAGGACCUGAAAACCCUGAUCUAACCACGAACUAACCACGAACUAAAAAAUAAUGAAAAAAUUGAAUUUCAAAACAAAAAAAACACGUUUACGUGAAAAAUCCAACAAAAAUUUAUCAUUUUUUAUUUUUACGAAUACAAAAGUGGUUGAAUUUUUGAGAAAUGUGAGUUUUUUGCUUCAGGAGCUAGAAAAUCGUGAAAUUUUGCUCCAAGAGUUGAAAAAUCAUAGAAUUUGUGCUCCAGAACCUGAAAUAUCUUGAAAUGCAUCAUUUUUCAACCAAAACUGCUCAAUUUUGACUGAAAAAGCUUAAAAUAUGUUAUUUUCAGCUUGAAAUUCAUCAAAAACCUCAAAUUUUUGCUACAGGAUUUCAGAAAUCUCAGAAUUUCGCUUCAGAAGCUUGAAAAUCAUAAAAUUUUGCUCCAGAACCUUAAAAAAUCACAAAAUUUCGCUUCAGAAGCUUGAAAAUCGUGAAAUUUCGCUCCGGGACCAAAAAUAGUUCAAAAUGUCGUUUCAGGAACUAAAAAAUCUUGAAAUUUCGCUCCAGGACCUAGAAAAUCGUGUUUUUUCGCUUCAGGACCUAGAAAAUCAGGUUUUUCAGCUCAAGGAGCAAGAAAAUCACAAAAUUUCGCUUCAGAAUCUAGAAAAUCACAAAAUUUGGCUUCAGAAGCUUAAAAAUCACAAAAUUUCGCUUCAGAAGCUUGAAAAUCAGGUUUUCAGCUCCAGGAGCAAGAAAAUCAUGAAAUUUCACUUCAGAAGCUUAAAAAUCAUGGAAAUUUGCUCCAGGACUCAAAAAAUCAUGAAAUUUCUUUUCGGGACCUGAAAAUUCCCAAAAUUCCGCUCCAGAACCUUAAAAAUCAUGAAAAUUUGCUCCAGGACCAUAAAAAUCACUAAAUUUCGCUCCAAAAUUUUGAAAAUCAUGAAAUUUUCGCUCCAGAAGCCGAAAAAUCACAAAUUUUCGCUCCAGAAGCUUAAAAAUCACAAAAUUUUGCUUUAGGACCUAGAAAAUCGGGUUUUUUCGCUUCAGAACCUAGAAAAUAGCUCAAAAUUCAUCAUUUUCAACCUGAAAUAGCCUAAAAUUAAUCAUUUUCAACUGAAAAUUCUCCAGUUUUCACCAAAAAAACCUCCAAAUCUCUUGCAGGAUCUGAAAAUUCGAGAUUUUCAGCUCCAGGACGUAGUAUCUCACGAAAUUUCGCUUCAAAAGCUCAAAAAUCGCAAUUUUUCGCUCCAGGACCUAGAAAAUCACAACAUUUUGCUCCAGAGUUGAGAAAAUCAUGAAAUUUCGUUUCAGGGUCCAAAAAUACCUCAUUUUCAACCAAAAAAGCUCAAAAUUCAUCAUUUUUAACCAAAAAUCCACUAAUUUUCACCAAAAAUCUCCCAAAUUCUACUUUGCAGGAUCCAAAUGUCUCUGAACUUCACGCAGUCGAAGACAGUUUCGUACCUCUCAUCAAACUUCUAUAUUCGGGAAUCGAUCUCGAUAUUCUAUUCGCCAGAUUAGCUCUCAAAGAAGUUCCAGACAAUCAGAAAUUGACAGAUGAUAUGUUGCUGAAAAAUUUGGAUUCGGCAAGUAUUCGAAGUUUGAAUGGAUGUCGAGUGGCUGAACAAUUGUUGCAAUUGGUGCCGAGUAUCAAGGAAUUCUGCACAACACUUCGGGCGAUUAAAUUGUGGGCUAAGAAUCGCGGAAUUUAUUCGAAUGCGUUGGGUGAGUUUUUUAGAGCCUAAAGAUUUUCCUUAAAACGAGCCUAAAAAGGCCUAGUUUUAAGCCUGAAAAUGAGCCUAGACAAGCCUAGAUUCUGCCUGAAAAAUGUCUAUUUUUAGAGCCUAAAUAAGCCUAGUUUUAGGCCUAAAGAUUUGUCUUAAAAUGAGCCCAGAUAAGCCUAGGUUCUGCCUGAAAAUACCUAUUUUUAGAGCCUAAAUAAGCCUAUGUUUCAGGCCUGAAGAUUUUCCUUAACAUGAGCCUAGACAAGCCUAGAUUCUGCCUGAAAAAGGCCUAGUUUUAGGCCUAAAGAUUUGCCUUAGAAUGAGCCUGAAAAGGCCUAUUUUUAUAGCUUUUUUAAGGCCUAGUUUCAAGCCUAAAGAUUUUCCUAGAAAAAAAGAAAAAAAAACCAGCCUGAAUGACCCUAGAUUCAGGCCUUAAAAUGAGCCUAGACAAGCCUAAAAAUUUGCCUUAGAAUGAGCCUGAAAAGGCCUAUUUUUAAAGCCUAAAUAAGCCUAGUUUUGGCCUAAAGAUUUGCCUUGAAAUGAGCCUGAAGAAGCCUAUUUUUAGGCAUGAAAAUGAGCCUAGAUAAGCCUAAGUUCUGCCUGAAUAAGGCCUAUUUUUAGAGACUAAAUAAGCCUAGUUUUAGAGCCUACAUAAGCCUAUAUUUAAGCCUAAAGAUUUGCCUUAAAAUGAGCCUAAAUAAGCCUAGAUUUAGCCCUAAAGAUUUGCCUUAAAAUGAGCCUGAAUAAGUCUUGAUUUGGCCUUAAGAUGAGCCUAGAUAAGCCUAUGGUUUAGGCCUUAAAAUGAGCCUAAAUAAGCCUAGUUUUCACCAUGAAAAAUGCCUAUUUUUCGAGCCUAAAUAGGCCUAGGUUUUAGGCUAAGCCUAGGCUUAUUUAGACUCUAAAAGACCAGAAAAUUCCCCAUUUUUCAAGCCUAAAUAAGCCCAAGCCCCUUAAAAUCCCUCAAUAUUUUCCAGGCUUCUUUGGUGGUAUCACAUGGGCAAUCCUAGUGGCUCGAACCUGUCAACUCUAUCCAAAUGCCGUGUCGGCAAAAUUGGUCCAGAAAUUCUUCUUCAUCUUCUCGUCGUGGUAAGUUUUUUGCCCAAAAAAGCCUAGUUUUCGGCCUGAAAAAGCCCUAAAAAUCCCAAUUUUUGGCCCGAAAAAGCCCAAAAAGCCUAUUUUCAGGGCUUGGCCUUCCCCGGUCCUUCUCAAAGAUAUGGAACGAAAUCGGCCCGAUAUCCCGGCACUUUUGGAUAUGGUUUGGGAUCCGCGAAUCAGACCAUCAGAUCGAUAUCACAUUAUGCCAAUUCUAACACCAGCUUUCCCCGAACAAAAUUCCACAUAUAAUGUGUCGCGUUCGACGAAGACGAUUUUGAUGAAUGAGUUGAAAGAGGGUGAGUUUUGACGAGCAGAAUGAGUCUAAAUAAGCCUAGGUUUGGGCCUAAGAUAGGCCUGAAAAUUGGCUAGAGAAUGAGCCUAAAUAAGCCUGGGUUCAGGCCUGAAAUAGGCCUGAAAAUGAGCCUUAACGGGCCUAUGUUUAGGCCUGAGAUAAACUUAGGAAAUAAGCCUAAAAAAGCCUGGAUUUUUAGCUAAGCCUAAGGGUUUUCCUAGGCUUAUCUAGGCUCAUUUUAACCCUGAAAACCAGGCCUAAAAUUCAGGCUCUCCCUCAGGCUACUUUCAGGCUCAUCUAGGCUUUUCCUAGGCUUAUUUUAACCGUAAAAAUCUAGCCUAAAAUUCAGGCUUAUUUAGGCUCUUUCUAACCCUGAAAACCAGGCCUAAAAAGCCUAGAUUUUAAGCUAAGCCUAAGGUUUUUCCUAGGCUUGUUUAGGCUCAUUUUAACCCUGAAAACCAGGCCUAAAAUUUAGGCUUUUCAUAGACUAAUUUCAGGCUUGUUUAGGUUCAUUUUAACCCUUAAAAUCAAGCCCAAAAAACCUAGAUUUUUAGCUAAGCCUAAGGUUUUUCCUAGGCUUGUUUAGGCUCAUUUUAACCUUGAAAACCAGGCCUGAAAAUUAGGUUUUUCCUCAGGCUAAUUUAAGGCUCUUCCUAGGCUUAUUUAGGCUCAUUUUAACCCUGAAAACCAGGCCUAAAAAGUCUAGAUUUUCAGCUAAGCCUAAAGCCCUUCCCAGGCUUAUCUAGGCUGAUUUUAAGCCUAAAAACCUAACCGAAAUUCUUCCAGGAUUCGAAAUUUGCAAAGAUGUCUAUGAAGGUCGCGGCUCAUGGGAUGCACUUUUCGAAGAAGUCAAUUUUUUCACCAGAUACAAGCACUAUAUUUGUGAGUUUUUCUGGCCCGUUUUGGCCCGAAAAAGCCCAGUUUUGGCCCGAAAAAGCCCGGAUUUGGCCCAAAAAAGCCCCCAAAAUCCACGAUUUUCAGGCCUUCUAAUGGCUGCCGCAACUGAAGAAGAUAAACUAACAUAUACCGGAUUUUUGGAGGCCAAAAUCCGACAUCUAAUUGGACAUCUGGACCGAAAUACGUGUAUCUCAUUGUCACAUAUCAAUCCAAAACAAUACAAACCGCUGACAACUGCCAAAUUUGAUGUGCAGUUUGAGUGAGCUUUUUUGGGCUGAAAAUUUGAGAAAAUUUGGCUGAAAAUGAGCCAUUUUACGUUGAAAAUGAGCAAAAAUGAGUGCUGAAAGUGGAAAAUUUGAAUUUAGCGCCAGAAAAUUUGAAUUUUUGAAUUUCCCGCCUCUGAAAAUUAGGCGGGAAAUUUGAAUUUUUGAAUUUUCCUAAAAAUUUGAAUUUUUGAAUUUCCCACCAAAAAAAUUGAUCGGGAAAUUUGAAUUUUUGAAUUUCGCCCCUUUGAAAAUUCUUUAAAAAUUUGAAUUUUUGAAUUUCCCGCCUUCAAAAAUUCCUCAAAAAUUUGAAUUUUUGAAAUUCCCGCCUUAGAAUAUUUGAAUUUUUGAAUUUCCCGCCUUCGAAAAUUGAGCGGGAAAUUUGAAUUUUUGAAUUUCCCUCCAGAAAUUAAACUAGAAAUAUUUGAAUUUUUGAAUUUCCCGCCUCUGAAAAUUAGACUGGAAAUUUGAAUUUCUGAAAUUCCCGCCAGAAAUUGAGCUGGAAAAUUUGAAAUGUUCAAUUUCGCGCCUUGGAGAAUUUUGGCGCGAAAUUUGAAUUUCUGAAUGUCCCGCUUUUAAAAAUUGAGCGGGAAAUUUGAAUAUUCGAAUUUCCCGCCAAAAAAAUGAGCAGGAAAUUUAAAAUUUCAAAAUUUCCGCCUCUGAAAAUUCCCCUAAAAAUUUGAAUUUUUGAAUUUCCCGCCUCCAAAAAAACACAGUAAAAUGUGAAUUUUUGAAUUUCCCGCCUCUGAAAAUUCCCCAAAAAUUUGAAUUUUCAAAAUUCCCGCCUAUUUUUCGUGUACUUCUCUCGGAAAAUCGAUUUUUCCAGAAAUCCCGUCUGCACUUUAUGGUUCAUUGGUCUCGAAUUCGAAAAAACUGCAAAAUCGCUGGAUUUGACAGCCGAAAUUGAGACUUUCAAGGCUCUUUUGGAGCAACACGGACAAACUGCAAAAGGAAUUGCUGAAGCUCAAGGUGAGCUGGAAUUUUGGGAUUUGAGAGCUCAAAAAUAGCUUCUGAAGCUCAUUUUAGGCUUCUGAAGCUCAUUUUAGGCUUCUGAAGCUCAAAAUUUGCUUCCAGAGCUCAUUUUAGGCUUCUAGAGCUCAAAAAAUGCUUCUGAAGCUCAUUUUAGGCUUCUAGAGCUCAAAAAUUGGCUCUGAAGCUCAUUUUUGGCUUCUAGAGCUCAAACAUUGCUUCUAGAGCUCAUUUUAGGCUUCUACAGCUCAAAAAUUGCUUCUGGAGCUCAUUUUUGGCUUCUAGAGCUUGAAAAAUGCUUCUGGAGCUCAUUGUAGGCUUCUAAAGCUCAAAAAUUGCUUGUGAAGCUCAUUUUAGGCUUCUAGGCCCAAAAAAGCCUAUUUCAAGCCUGAAAAGCCCAAAAUAUUGUCAUUUUGCAGUCAAAGUCAAUCUUCAAUACGUCAAACGUUCCGAAUUGUGUCAUUUCAUCUCUUCCGCAGAGCUGCGACGCGGACGCGCGCACCGCAAGCCGCCAAAAGUUACAGUAACCCGGACUGCAAGUGUAUCCGGAAGCGGAACCGGAACCGCACCGCCAACACCAACAACUUUAGCCGCGCCGCCGCCUCCCAAAAAUGGCACCGAAAGUUGCUCGACGAGCUCGAGCUCCACCACAACACAAGAAGUGACGAAUGAGAAUAGUGAAGGGUGAGUGGGAUCUACAGUACUCCAGGAGUACUGUAGGUCAGAUUUUUUGGCGCCUAAUUUGGAUCAUUUUGAACCUAAAUAUGCCCUAGGUUAAUUUGAAAUUUAAAAAAAAAUGAGAAUUUUUGAAUUUCGCGCCGAAAAAAUUUGAAAUUGAAAUUUUCGCGCUCCAAAUAUGACUGGGGUACUGUAGAUCUGUUUUUUGGCGGCAAAUUUUAUUUUUUUUUUUAAUUUGAAUUUUUUAAUUUCGAGCCGAAAAAAUUUCUACAGUACUCAAAUUUUCAAAAUUUGAAGAAAAAUUGCAUUUGAAAUCCACGUGGCAAAAUUUGAAUUUAAAAAAUUUUGGCGCGAAAAUCCUCUACAGUACUCUAGUCAUAUUUGGUUUAAAAAAAUUUGAAUUUGAAUUUUUUCGCGCAAAAAAAAUCUCUACAGUAACCCAGAGACCAAUUUUCAAAUUUUUUUUGCAGAUUCCAAGAAAAUCCGAGCCGCAAACGAAAAUCGCUGAGCGGACACGACGAGCCAGACAUUGAAAUGGAAGAACCGGCGGAAAAGAAGGCGACACCCGCUGCGGAAGCGGAAGCGGAACCGGAUUCCGCAGCCAAAACGAAUUUUUUGACGCCCGAAAUGGCACCACUUCAAGUGUAG